AUGUCGUCAAGUGGUAGCAGUUCGUCGCAAAGUCCGCCUGCCAUGGCGUCUAUAAGUGAUGUUAGUGCUUUAUUCCAGACAGCCAAGAAAUAUGAGGAGUUAAAUGUUAUAGGCACAGGAGCUUAUGGAACUGUUUACAAAGCGAGAGAUCUCCAUAAUGGGGGGCAGAUAGUAGCGAUGAAGAAAGUUAAAGUAGCAUUAACAGAGGAUGGUAUACCAUUAUCAACUUUACGAGAGAUUGCAUUAUUGAGGCAGUUGGAAGCAUACAGACAUCCAAAUAUUGUUAGACUCCUAGAUGUAUGUCAUGGCGGUCAGUCAAUGGAGAGAGACCAUCAACUAGUACUGUUUCUAGUAUUUGAACAUGUCGAACAAGACUUAGAUUCAUACUUGAAAAGAGCUCCUGGACCUUUAUCUGAAAAUAGGAUAAGGAGUAUGUCCUACGACAUAUUAUCAGGAGUGGACUUCCUUCAUUCCCAUAGAAUAGUUCAUAGGGAUUUGAAGCCGCAUAACCUUUUAGUGACUUCAGGUGGGCGCGUGAAGUUGGCUGACUUUGGCUUGGCAAAGACUUAUGAUACAGAAAUGAAGCUUACUAGUGUGGUGGUAACGCUCUGGUACCGUCCCCCGGAGGUGUUGUUGGGCGCGUCGUACAACACGGCGGUGGACGUGUGGUCCAGCGGCUGCGUACUCGCGCAGCUUCACACGAGAUCUCCUUUGCUGCAGGGCUCUUGUGAUUCUGAGCAGUUGCAUUGCAUAUUCCGUUUAAUUGGUCGUCCGCCGCGACACGAGUGGCCGGACAACGUGUCCAUCGUGCCGGACAGCUUCCCCGACUAUCCUCCUCAGGACCUAGCUGAUAUCCUUCCACGGAUACAUCCACAUGCUUUGGAUAUGAUUAAGGGUAUGCUAGUAUUCGACCCAGCGAAACGUCUCACUGCAUUGGACUGUCUAGAACACCCAUAUUUCACUGAAGAACCACUCACG
Molecule: messenger RNA, 978 nt
Organism: Brenthis ino (lesser marbled fritillary)
Lineage: Eukaryota; Metazoa; Arthropoda; Insecta; Lepidoptera; Nymphalidae
Source: the annotation of a GenBank genome assembly